This is a messenger RNA of Fomitopsis serialis, 1683 nucleotides long. RefSeq lists its product as uncharacterized. The transcript is spliced from 2 exons. Lineage: Eukaryota; Fungi; Basidiomycota; Agaricomycetes; Polyporales; Fomitopsidaceae. Bases 1 to 1683 code for a protein of 560 amino acids. The record is from RefSeq and is a predicted model, not a curated record.
AUGGAAAUCGGAACACUGGUCGUUGUCGUGCUGAAGGCCCGGAACCUCCCCGACAGGCACUCGCUCUACAAGCAAGACGUCUUGUCACAGGUGGCAAUAGGGGGCAGCACGAAGUCCACCAAGGUCGAUGUUAAAGGCGGGCAGCACCCCGUCUGGGACGAAGAGCUUCGCUUCCCGAUCUACCAGAAGACGAAGCAGGAGGACAGAACCAUGGAGGUGAGCUGCUGGCGGAAGGAGCCUCGCGGCGUGGAGUGCAUCGGCAAGGGUGCCGUCGAUAUCGAGGAGACCUUGAGGACAGGAGAGUUCGAUGACUGGGUGAAGCUCGAGGAGAACGGCACCUACCGCGGAGAGCUCUACCUCGAGAUGACCUACUUCGCGACGGGUCCUGCGCCCCUGCAGCGGCGGAAGACGAAGAUGCCCACCUCAGAACGACUUGUACGCUCUUCUCAGGCUUAUUCGUACUCGAGCUUGCAGCAAAACCAAUCCCCACCACAAACGCGUACAUCACGCCCGUCGACAUCGCCUUCGCGCAAUCCUCCGGCAACGCUCACCCCCGCAUAUAAUGCGGGUGCACCUACCUACCUGUCACCGCCUACGUCCACACACACCUCGCCACGGACGUCGCCGCGGUCCAAGUACGAUGCGCUCCCGCCAAUCCCGCAGGAUCACCUUUCCCCUGCGUCCAUACCCGACAUUCUACGACCUGGGAACCCGAAAGGAGACAUCCACUACAGCGAAAAGCCCCAUCAACGAGACUCGUCGCACUCACACAGUAUUCCCAGUCAUACCCCUACGCCUCCUGCUUACGGCGCAUACACCGCUGUCAAUGUGUCCCCUCCUCACUCUCCGCCCCGAGCCCCGGUCGCGAUUCCUCCUCGCGCAUCGCCGCCGGGCUCCUUCGGUGUGCCCUCCUCGCUCAGAGCUGGCCCACCUCCAGGCAGGGAUGCUCGCUCGACUAGCAGCAGCCCUCCCGGGCCCGCAAGAAACAUGUUCCCACCGCAAAACCCUAUCCAUGCGCAAUACCCUGCGUCACCGCCGCUAUCUCCCAGUCCGCCGCUGCCUCCUCUUCCUGGACCUCAAGAAACUCAGCCAACGCGGGGAGCACCGUACAGUUACGCUCCGCCACCUAUCCCGCACAACGAGGCGCCGCCGUCUGCGCCCCACAAUUACGGUCCUCACGCAUUUCAUAACAACGCGCCAGCUGCCCGCACACAAUCGUACGCCCAAUACUACCCUCCCCAGAGCUCGCAAGCCCUACCGUCAUUCCCCGUUCCUUCAUUCCCUGUCGCCGAGCGAUACACUACACCGCUCCCCCUCCCAGACGAGCCUGAGGGUGUCCACACACCUACGCCCGCGCAUCCUCAGCCGCACCUCAACCCCCUCGCAUCGGCCGCCGCGCCCGCUAACAAUCCGCGGAAGGCAGUGCUCACGCGGGGCGUGGAGCAAGAGGGUCGCGACAAGCUUCUCGCGCUGGAGCUCGAGCGGGAGGAGGAGGCGAGGCGGCGGGAGGCCGAAGAACGCGAACGCGCAGACGAAGAACUUGCGAAGAAGCUUGAUAUGGAGCUGAAUCUCGCGGAGGAGGAUUCGAGUGGACAGUCUGAUCCGACGGACGGUGCGCCUGCUCAGAGUCGGGGUCACCGGACGGACUCAGGUUCUGCUGUGCACAUUCCUGGUGCAUGGUGA